This is a messenger RNA of Olea europaea var. sylvestris, 2197 nucleotides long. RefSeq names its product protein LTV1 homolog. NCBI's taxonomy places the organism in Eukaryota, Viridiplantae, Streptophyta, Magnoliopsida, Lamiales, Oleaceae. The coding region runs from base 215 to 1762 and encodes 515 amino acids. The record is from RefSeq and is a predicted model, not a curated record. Gene Ontology annotation, cellular component: cytosol; nucleus; preribosome, small subunit precursor. Gene Ontology annotation, biological process: ribosomal small subunit export from nucleus; ribosomal small subunit biogenesis. The transcript is spliced from 6 exons.
GGAAGAGCAGCCUAGGUUUUUUCUCUCGCUAUUGCACUAAAAAUUUGGGACUAUAUUCAUCAACUCUCGGCACCAAUUUAUCUUAUGUUGUCGUGAUUUCUUCUCAACUUCUUCAUAACCAAACUUGGGAGGACCUCCGCCCCUGAUUGCAAUCUCUAGCUAAUCGUAGCUCUUGAACUUUUUCUACAUUCAGCAAGAAGAAAUCGUCCAAACAAUGGGAAAGACAAAGAAAUUCUUUGACAAGAAAAAAUCUGCCACGUUCCAGCUCAUGGCACGGGACACUUCUGACCCGAACUACUCAUCUGGACCCUCUGGCGAUCGGGUCUUCGUCCGGGUCGACAGCAACCCCUACACACCCAAUACAUCCCUCAACGAGGAAGAGCAAACAGACGACCAGAGUUCCAUUUUUGCGGACGCGCCCGAAGAUAAUGAUGGUGAGGCUGGAAAUUCUUUCAAUGGAGGAUUAUGUAACUACAGAGAUGAAAGGACGACGGCGUUACCGGACCACGUGAGAAGGGAAAUUCUGGAGCUAGGAUUUCCAGACGAUGGGUACAAUUAUUUGCUACACAUGAGGGAGAUUAAAAAUACUGGCGGAGGUUCUUCCUAUUAUCAUAAUCCAAAAGCUAAUCUCAAUCAGUUGCCACGAGAUGUUAAGGCUUAUGACGCUUCAAGAGUGGAGGUUUCUAGGGUGAAUGAAGAUUCGAAUGAGAAUUCACUAUAUAAUGUUGCAUCAAGGACAGUUGGGGCUAGAUUACAGAAAGUGGUGGAUCCUGAAGUGGCUGCAAUGCUGGAUGAGAGUGAUUCAUCGAAUUUUGGGUCCGAUGUGGAGGACUUGGAAGAGGAUUUCAUCAUGAGAGCAAAUUUCGCGGAAGGUCCACUUGAUAUACAACUCGAUAAGCGCUUGAGUUUGGAAGGAGAGUCCAAGGUUGGCCACAAGGGUAGUGAUGAUUUGGAUGCACCUGGUGGACCAGCGAAUGAGGCUAACCUUUCUGGCUUGGAUGGUGAGAAACCUAGAGCUCGUCGUCUUUUAGAUGAGCAAUUUGACUUGCUAGAGCUUCAGGAAUAUGGCAAUGACAGUGAAGAAGAAUACAGUGGUUACAUUGAUGAAGAAAAUGAAUGCCAAGAAUCCCUUGCGGAAAAGAUCGGACAUGCAUUUAAGGACCGUCCUAUAGAAGGCUUGGCUAUCAAGGAAGCAGAAGAUAUUGAAUCACCAGAAGCUGCUGCUGAUGUGAUCCGUAGGUGCAAGGAAUAUGGUGAAAAGUAUGAAAAUGAGAACCUGGAUCAAGAGGCUGUGAUUGUUGAGGACAGUAGCGACGAAUCAGAAAUAUGGGAUUGUGAAACUAUUGUCUCUACAUAUUCAAAUCUUGACAACCACCCUGCUAAGAUUGAAGCUCCAGGAGGAAGGAGGAAGAAGAAAAUGGUCGAAACCACAUCUGGAGAUCAGAGUGCAGUCAGGCAAUUGAUAGUUUUAAAGGGUAGAGAAAAGCUUCCUGUGGGCUUUUUACCCCAGAGAGAGAAGCAUGAUGCAGAAAAAGUGAUAGAUAAGAAAGAUCCGAAUGCUUCAAGAACUGAACAACAGAAGAGGAAGCCGCGAGGUCUAGAGACAAAGGAGGAAAAGAAAGAAAGAAAGAGUGCACUGAAAGCAGAACGACGUGAGGCACGGCAAAUGAAAAAAGACAUGAAGGGGCUCUACAAGUCUGAGGGCCAGCGUGCUCAAAAAGUUGCAGCUUUUACUGGUCCAUCGUCUAUUCAUCUUAUGUAAUGUGCGUGCAGCUGUUGUCAAGACAACAUGAUGUUUUGCCUCUACUGUCAGAAUGGUUACAACAAACGUCCUGUUGAAGCAAUAAGUAUUUAUGGAUUUUCUGUUCGAGAUUAGCGUGUAUACAAGAAGUAGCUCUUCUGAGGAGCUUAUCCUUCCAGCAAUACACCGGUCGACAGUUGUCUAGAAAUAUGUGGAUGGUCGAUCUGGACUUGAUCUUGAUCUCCUUUUUGGUUUAGCAAAAACACAGUUUAUCAUUGGCGUUUUACAUUUUUCUGUGGACUUGCUCCAAAUUUGAAUGUAGUUGCUGUUUGUGUUCUGUAGGUUGAGUUUCUUUACCGUGUCAUCAGUUUGAACAUCAUAAAUUUCCUAAUUAAUCUGUCUUUUGGCUGUUUAAUGAUCCGUUGAGAAUGUUAUUGAAGCCACCUAUUUACUAUU